AUGGUUCUUGCACCUCACCCUAAUCCAGAAGCCCCAGUGCUAUCGCACUUCAGCCUCGCCGGCAAGACUGCUCUAGUCACCGGAGGAUGUCGAGGAAUUGGGCUUGAGGUUGCGCGGGGGCUUUGCGAAGCCGGCGCGAAGGUGGCGAUAACCUACUCAAGCACGCCACCGAAAGAAGCGGAUGAGAUAGCUGCGCAAAUAUCCUCCGCCAACGAGGGUCGACUAGUCAAAGCAUAUAAGUGCAAUGUGCGCUCACGAGCUGAGAUUGAAGCCGUCGUGAACGCAGUUGCAGAGGAGGUAGGUGGCGGCCGACUAGACAUUCUAGUAGCGAAUGCAGGCGUCACCGCAAACAUCGCGGCUCUGGAUUACCCAGAAGACAAGUUCCGUGAUUUAUUCGACGUUAACGUAAACGGAGCGUUCUGGGCAGCACAGGCUGCGGCGCGCGUGUUUGAGAAACAGUUUAAGGCGGACGGGCAACCGCACCGGGGGUCCAUCAUAUUUACAGGAUCGGUGUCGGCAACACUCGUCAAUAUUCCUCAAAACCAGGCUGCUUAUAACGCGAGUAAAGCUGCUCUAGUCCAUCUUGGAAAGUCGCUAGCUGUAGAGUGGGUGGAUUACACAAGGGUUAACAAUAUUUCGCCGGGCUUCAUUGAAACAGAAAUGCUCGACGUUCAUCCUCAGGAAUGGAGAAGCAAGUGGAUCGAGAUGGUUCCCGGUCGUAGGUUUUGCAAGCCAUCUGAACUUAAAGGGGCAUACGUUUUCUUAGCUAGCGAUGCCAGCAGUUAUGUAACAGGGGCUGACUUGAUAAUUGACGGAGGUUAUACUCUGCCUUAG
Daldinia childiae is the source of this 834-nucleotide messenger RNA. Its product is annotated as putative NADP-dependent mannitol dehydrogenase. The transcript is spliced from 4 exons. The record is from RefSeq and is a predicted model, not a curated record. Gene Ontology annotation, cellular component: intracellular anatomical structure. Lineage: Eukaryota; Fungi; Ascomycota; Sordariomycetes; Xylariales; Hypoxylaceae. The coding region runs from base 1 to 834 and encodes 277 amino acids. Gene Ontology annotation, molecular function: oxidoreductase activity, acting on NAD(P)H, oxygen as acceptor.